GAUAUACCAUUGUGGACCGAGUAAGAAUAUAGAAUUGAUAUCAAAAGAAUGAAAUCAUACACCAAAGAUAACUCUUGUUUGGAAAUGACCCUUUAUUUCUAAUUAUAACAUAAAUGUAAAAUAUUUCUUAGAAUGUAACAAGACGAAAUUGAAUAAUCUUUAAAAGUUCGGCUAUUUAUGUCUAUAAUAAGUUUCUUUUUCCUGCAAUUAAUGUGAUAUUGAUAUUUUUGUUAUUGAUAUAAGUAAGUUCCUUACAACAUGUUAUGCAUGUACAUUGUAUUAUCUAGAGUGAGAAUUGUAUAUAUCAGUUGAUAAGAAUGUUAGUACAGGUUACUCUAAGCCUUACCGAAUUUAAGUUUCCGGAAUGGACACAAACUAUUUUAAAGAAUGAAAUCGAUAGCCAUUCAUAUUAAACCGUGUGACCAUACUUUGGCAGUGUUGGCUUUCGCUGUCCUGUUUUACUUGAAGUGUUAUCAGGUCAGGGGGUGCGAUGACGUCAGUAGUCAGGCGUGUCAUGAUAUGAUGUCACAGAACGAGGAUCUAUGUAAUGAUGCCUGUCUCUCCAGUGUUUGUCUGCGAACGUGUGGAAAGUGUGCUUUGAAAUGUUAUUCCUGCCACGAAGUUGAUAAACUGAACAACUGUAACACUACCACGGAAUGUCCUUCAAACGAACAUCAAUGCAUUUCUGUGAAAUCAUUCAACAGCGAUUUUAAGGAAGUCUACAAACUAGGCUGUGCUCUUGGAACUAUAUGUGACAGUCCCGGUUUAGAAACAUCGUGCUGUACGUCAGAUUUGUGUAAUAAUCACAGAAUUACAACAACAAAGACGACGACGACGACAAAAAUACCAACAACAACAACAACAACGACAACGACACAAAUGCCAUCAACAACGACGACGACGACAAAAAUACCAACAACAUUAAAGACGACAACAUGGACAACAACCUUAUCACCAGUCCUUUUAGUCGGGAAGCGCCAACACAUUGAUCCUUUCUGUGUUGAAAAUUCUCCGAUAAUUUGUCAGGAUCUUAUACGUUCGGACCCCUCUUCCUGUUCUAAGGAUUGUAUCAUGUCCAUGUGUCCAGUGUCCUGUGGAAAAUGCAAGACUUGUUACAAUUGUCCAUACGUUGCAGACUCAGAAUUGUGCAACAUGACAACACUUUGUAAACAUGAUGAGUUUUGCUAUGGACUUGAGACGGUCAACUCUUAUAAAGAGCACGGAUUUAGGCUCGGUUGUGCUCCACAGGCGGUUUGCGAUUCCAUUGCAACUAUUUCUACGAACAACUUUGGAAGGAGAUCACAGAGAGCUUUAGUCGGAGGUUGCUGCAGUAAGAAUCUAUGUAAUACUCACAUAAAGCCGCUUACAACCACAAAAGCUGUACCGAUGAAUGUAAGGACAACGCCAAAACCUUCCACGACAGCAGCAAGGACAACAGUGAACUCAUGUCAAUGUCCAAAACAUGCUUUCACCUACAAAAAUGACUGCUUCUUUGUUUCAAAUGCGACAUAUACAAGAAUGGCAGCAAAGUCAUUCUGUCAGACUCACUGUGCUAAUCUGGCACGAUUUGAUUCUACAGAUGAAUUGAAUGAUAUUGAGAGACAAGUUCGUAAUUAUAUUCGCAAUUCCAAUCAUCGACGAUUUAUCCUUGAUACGUAUCCGGGUUUUGCCUACAUGUCUACAUAUAUAGACGCCAUUUACGACACCAGGCGGCAUUGGAUAUGGGAAUCCACAGGAGACAGGAUCUCGCAUGCCCUCUUUAGAAAUCAGACAGUACCUAAAAACUCCGUCCAUGAGUGCGCAGUCUCCGCAUAUCUCUUCAGAUCACACAUAUCACCAAUUGACUGUAACUCCCUCCAUCCAGCGCUCUGUCGUCUAGAAAGUUCUUAA
Messenger RNA from Saccostrea cuccullata (small rock oyster), 1890 nucleotides. RefSeq lists its product as uncharacterized. NCBI's taxonomy places the organism in Eukaryota, Metazoa, Mollusca, Bivalvia, Ostreida, Ostreidae. The record is from RefSeq and is a predicted model, not a curated record. The transcript has 13 exons. The coding region runs from base 388 to 1890 and encodes 500 amino acids.